Molecule: messenger RNA, 1517 nt
Organism: Suillus clintonianus
Lineage: Eukaryota; Fungi; Basidiomycota; Agaricomycetes; Boletales; Suillaceae
Exons: 7
Coding region: 251-1318 (355 amino acids)
Source: RefSeq, a predicted model, not a curated record
CAUAGUUCUAACACGUGACUAGACCGACCAGUUGGUAAGCCCAUCUUGACUUCUUAAUAUGGCUACGACUCUUUGAUCUACCGGUACCACACAAUUGGUAUUCGCAGAGCAACGUCCUCCCAAGUAAAGACAUAUUUCAGAGCCAGAUCAAUGGCUUGGUACAGAUCAAGGUGUCUAUUUGCGCUCAGAGACCUUUCUACCCAGAUACUUGCUGAUAUCUUCCCCGUCGGGCACCAACGUCACCUUCCACAUGUUUUCUACGACUCGUCCCCCCUGGCAAUACCAUUGGCCUACCUCUAAUCCAACUAUCCCACGUCCAGCCUUGCAUGAUGCUCGCUAUGAAGGGUGGCCCCACCCCUCACUGGAGCUUCCCCAAGUUGCUUCACCUUCGUCUACUACACGGCACGUUUCUCUUGCAAUUGAUGUUCCAUUGCACCGUCUGCAUGAGGCUAACGCCGCCCAUACCCAACCUCGUUCUGUUCAUCCCCAGUGUGACGCUCGCCCCCGCACAAACUUUUGGCCGCAAGCAUGCACAGAUAUAAUGGGUCCCGUUGGCUCUCAACGCCGUGAAUUCUCCGGUUCGUUGGCAUGGAACGGCGGCACCCAUUCUCCAUCUCUCCAAGGCACUUCUGAGAUGCGCUCUACGACGAACACGCGGCUCAUACUAUACGACCACUCCGCACUACGAACGAUGACAUCAAACGUUAACGAAAUUCAAAAGGCCUACCCCCACCCAUUUCUCGCAACGCCGUCCAUGUCACUAACUUACGACCUGCGCUUCCCACCUACAUCUCUCGGCUUUCCAUCGUCAUCUCCAUAUGCAGGCUGCGGGCAUGAGCUACUCCGCGUCCCACUUACGCCAGAACGGCCUAGACAUAUACGUCUCAUCAGCCCAAACUUUCCCUGGGCGUUUGACAUCGGUCCAGACCCUAGUGUCGAAGAUGAGGUCGUGUCGUGUCUUGACGUUCUCGCUACCCUGCAUGCUGCAUUGCAGCUCCCACUCACAGAUGCUGAGUGGGCCACCACUGGAUAUAAUAAACGUGCAAGUCUUAUUAGAGCACGUGGUCGUCGCCUUGCGUUGCGAGGGAGCUCGAAUUCUGCGGCACGAACCAGGCCUACUGUGAGGUUUACACUUGGCACUUAUGCGUCGAAUCACAGGCCUGUGCAGCGUGAGUCGCCGCUGCUCCGCGUCGACUGGCUUGGAUCUAGAGUUGCCUUCAUGGGGCUUGUUAAGGAUGAGGCGUUUGCGAGGAGUAGACUCAUUCCGGGUGGUGGAGAGCCACCCGAGACUUGGGUGAUCAGAUUCCAGAGGUUAUGAUUCUGAACGUUCGAAAAAAAUGUACAAACAUCUUAUUGGUUACAGCUGAUUUCCGUUACAGCAGUAAUGGGUUUUGUUGUGCCAUGGCCGUUUUGAUGUGAACGACCAAAUUUCUUGGUGGAGAAUUCAAAAUACAUUCUUCAGCUACGUACAAGCGAAUUUAUCUGUAGUAUUAUCUAUUUGUACCAAUCAAUGCAAU